Zasmidium cellare ATCC 36951 is the source of this 408-nucleotide messenger RNA. RefSeq lists its product as uncharacterized. Bases 1 to 408 code for a protein of 135 amino acids. The transcript has 2 exons. NCBI's taxonomy places the organism in Eukaryota, Fungi, Ascomycota, Dothideomycetes, Mycosphaerellales, Mycosphaerellaceae. The record is from RefSeq and is a predicted model, not a curated record. Gene Ontology annotation, molecular function: fatty acyl-CoA hydrolase activity.
AUGAACAACCUCGAGUUUACCGACGCCGAGCAGAGAUCCAAAACUCACGCACGAGUCUCGUUUCGCUUUCCUGUCCUCCACGAGUAUCUCAACCACGCUGGAGAUCUCCAUGGAGGCUCGUUGGGGAUGAUUUUUGAUAUCGUGGCUUCAUGGCCGAUGUUCCUGAUUGCGAGUCCGGAUCUUUGGCCUUAUCCGGGCGUUACGAGGAGGUUGAGUUAUACGCUGCUGAGUCCGGUUAAGGAGGGGGAGAUGGUGCUUGCUGAGGGUGAGACUGUUCAUGUCGGCAAGAGAUUAGCGUUGUUGAUGGGCGUCUUGAAACGGGAAAGAGAUGGAGCCAUUGUUGCGACGUGUGAACACGAGAGGUAUAAUACCAUACCUCCGCAGAUGAAAUCGCAACUCAAGCUAUAA